Messenger RNA from Fukomys damarensis (Damara mole-rat), 668 nucleotides. RefSeq names its product eukaryotic translation initiation factor 1 (gene Eif1). Gene Ontology annotation, cellular component: eukaryotic 43S preinitiation complex. The coding region runs from base 155 to 496 and encodes 113 amino acids. Gene Ontology annotation, biological process: translational initiation. Gene Ontology annotation, molecular function: ribosomal small subunit binding; RNA binding; translation initiation factor activity. The transcript has a single exon. Lineage: Eukaryota; Metazoa; Chordata; Mammalia; Rodentia; Bathyergidae. The record is from RefSeq and is a predicted model, not a curated record.
CAGAAUUCUGGGCCCCAGUCACUGAGCCGCCGCCGAGGUUUCAGCUGCCUCCCCCUUGAGCCCCCUGCUUCCCGGCGAUCCGUCCCCCCCGCCCGCCUUCUCCCGCAGCCGCCUUCCGCAGGCCAUUUCCACCGAGGAAAAGGAAUCGUAUCGUAUGUCCGCUAUCCAGAACCUCCACUCUUUCGACCCCUUUGCUGAUGCAAGUAAGGGUGAUGACCUGCUUCCUGCCGGCACUGAGGAUUAUAUCCAUAUAAGAAUCCAACAGAGGAACGGCAGGAAGACCCUCACCACUGUGCAAGGGAUCGCUGAUGAUUACGAUAAGAAGAAACUGGUGAAGGCGUUUAAGAAGAAAUUUGCCUGCAAUGGUACUGUAAUCGAGCAUCCAGAGUAUGGAGAAGUAAUCCAGCUCCAGGGCGACCAGCGCAAGAACAUAUGUCAGUUCCUGGUAGAGAUUGGACUGGCCAAGGACGAUCAGCUGAAGGUUCAUGGGUUUUAAGUGCUUGUGGCUCAUUGAAGCUUAAGUGAGGAUUUCUUGGAAUGAGUAGACUGUCCUUUCUGUCCCUUGUCACAAGUUUAAAAACCUCACGGCUUGUAUAAUGUAACCAUUUGGGGUCCGCUUCCACUUGGACUAGUGUAACUCCUUCAUGCAAUAAACUGAAAAGAGCCAU